CUUCCUUUUCUGUUUGCAGAUCCGUUCGACUGAACGCAACGAGAGGAGCAAAAACGUGGCGGAUUCGGUGACCCCUCGGCUGUGACCAGGCGCACAGAGAAUUAGGGCAAGGAGAUGCGUGAAUAUAAAAUAGUGGUGUUGGGUAGUGGAGGUGUAGGCAAAUCUGCCCUCACUGUCCAGUUCGUUCAAGGAAUCUUCGUGGAGAAGUACGAUCCGACGAUCGAGGACAGCUACCGCAAACAGGUCGAGGUCGACGGACAACAAUGUAUGUUAGAAAUCCUAGACACAGCCGGAACGGAACAAUUCACAGCCAUGAGGGACCUUUAUAUGAAGAACGGUCAGGGAUUCGUGUUAGUGUACUCGAUAACGGCGCAGUCAACGUUCAACGACCUGCAGGACCUCAGGGAGCAGAUCCUGCGGGUAAAGGACACAGAUGACGUGCCAAUGGUGCUGGUAGGCAACAAGUGCGACUUGGAGGACGAGAGGGUAGUGGGCAAAGAGCAGGGCGUCAACCUUGCCCGACAAUUCGCCUGUGCGUUCAUGGAGACCUCCGCCAAAGCCAAAAUUAAUGUUUACGAUGUAUUCUACGAUCUAGUGCGGCAAAUCAACAAAAAGUCGCCAGAGAAGAAGAUAAAGCAGAAAAAGAAAUCGCUGUGCCUACUUCUGUAAGGCAGAGAUCCAGCAGAAGCCCACACUCUCCUGCUUGAACAAAAAAUCCGGAUGUACCAGUGGAGAACAGGGGUUCAGGCGACUACGAAGCAGAUACUGGUGACGAGGAGGGGGCUGACGGAAUCACGAGUAAACGGUUGCAACACAGCGGGGCGGAGACGGAGAAUACAGAUGGUUGUAGAACACCAAAAGGAAGGUGACAAUGAGACACUGACGGAGGCGGGAGGCAGAGAGAGCAACGGGAUGACGACGAUGAUGAAGAUGGGGAGGGGAACAGCGAGAGGAAAAACUAAUAAUGUUGUAUAUACGUUGGUCCCGGGGUGGCUCGUGUGCACGCGCAAACACAGGCGCACAAAGAGUUUUAGUGUUAACGAGACCCCGUGGCGUCGGUUAUCAUUGUAGGAGUUUUGCAUUAAAGAAGAAGAAGACGAUGAGGAGGAAGAAAAAAAUAUGAUUAAUUAAUGAUAGUAUAUAAAUAUAUAUAUAUAUAUAAAUAUAUAAAUAUAUAUUUAGGAGGAAAGGAUGAAAAAGCAAAAAGAAAUGUUUGGACGUGCGCGUGCGCAGGCCACACCAGCCCCCAUGCGUCGCCCGCCGCGCACCUCUCUCUUAAAUAUAAUAUAAUAAUUAUACAUAGACGGUACACACACACACACACACAUACACACACACACACGAUGAUUAUUAUUACUAUUAUUAUUAUUAUUAAUUAUUAUCGAAGCAUCAAAAUAUUCAUAAGUUAUAUCAACCGUUUGUUUCUCGAACAAUAUAUGUUUUUUCUAUA
Hylaeus anthracinus is the source of this 1450-nucleotide messenger RNA. RefSeq names its product ras-related protein Rap1. NCBI's taxonomy places the organism in Eukaryota, Metazoa, Arthropoda, Insecta, Hymenoptera, Colletidae. Gene Ontology annotation, biological process: cellular response to cAMP; negative regulation of synaptic vesicle exocytosis; Rap protein signal transduction. The record is from RefSeq and is a predicted model, not a curated record. The transcript has 3 exons. Gene Ontology annotation, molecular function: GTPase activity; GDP binding; GTP binding. Gene Ontology annotation, cellular component: plasma membrane. Bases 115 to 669 code for a protein of 184 amino acids.